Molecule: messenger RNA, 9396 nt
Organism: Bombus pyrosoma
Lineage: Eukaryota; Metazoa; Arthropoda; Insecta; Hymenoptera; Apidae
Product: ras-responsive element-binding protein 1
Exons: 5
Coding region: 968-5998 (1676 amino acids)
Biological process (GO): regulation of transcription by RNA polymerase II
Cellular component (GO): nucleus
Molecular function (GO): RNA polymerase II cis-regulatory region sequence-specific DNA binding; DNA-binding transcription activator activity, RNA polymerase II-specific
Source: RefSeq, a predicted model, not a curated record
AACGUAAUUUCCACGCGAUUCGAACACCGUCGUAACCGCUGCCAGCCAAAGUCGCGCACAGGUGACGCGAUCUUUCGUAUAAAAAUUUCUUCUUACCCUUUCCGCGAAAUUCCGCUACGUUUCCCCUCAAAUUCGUAUCUUCUGAACAUUCUCGCCCACCUCUUCUAUCUUUCCUCCAUGUUCCGCAAACACCAGUUUUACUCCGCAACGAUGUUCGCGCAACUCGAACACUGCCACAACCGCAGUCAGCCGAACUUUCACCAAUCGUCGAAGUACUCGUUAAACAGAGGAUCGUUGGAAAAAUCCGUUGCGUUUGAAUACGCAUAUCCUGCGUGCGAAACGCUAAAAAAAGAGGGUCGUCCCUUCUUGCGAGGAAAGGAAGAAUCGGCCGUCCCCCCGAUCGUUAACUGGAGCACGAGCGAAGGGUGAUUCCGCGAAGCUACAGCGUGGGGAUCGACCGGUAUUCAUUCAUACGCGAAACGCAGAUCGCCGAUCCACCGUGUGUUCGCCUUGAGACCCUCGAAUGACAGUCUCGUUGGAAUUCUCUGCUGAGGAAUUCAGAUCGCUUCUGGACACGGUCCAGGAAUGUUGCUCGUUCUCUCGCGUCUGACAUAACGGUGAAAUACUAGCGACAGUUCGUUUAUGCAGUUAUUCCUUCUUCUUUUUCCUAUUGCCUUCCAAUCGUUUCUUCUUUCCAACCCUUAAUACCGUUGUUUGUACUUGGUACCGUUGUAUUUUUGGUAAACGCGAGAGUAAACACGCAUGGAUGAUAAUCGUUGCCGCGAGUGAGGACAUAGCGUCGAAAGGGUAAACGACAGACGCGAGCCGAUUCCGUUCGAGUAACUGCGCAAUCGAUCGAUCCGCUGAUUCGAUUGGCAAACAGAGAACGAUCGGUUGUAUGAGGCGUCGGAGAUUCUUCCUCGUUACCUGGUGGAAAGGUUAGCUUCGCGAGACGACCGAAGACACCAUGGUUACUGUUAAGAACGGACCCACCCAGGAAAAUGAGAACGAUGCACCAGCUGAUGCUGCAUCCUCACCAUCUAGUGUUGAACUACCAGAAAGCGCACACCCAUGUCCAGCUUGUUCGACCGUUUUGCCCACCUCCAGGGAGUUAACGAACCACUUACGCGGCCAUAAUUCGCCUCGCAGCACAGACUGUAGCGGCGAGGAUGACUAUUGCUGCGGCGUGUGCAAUAAGGUGCUGAGCUCUGCAAGUUCCCUCGACAGACAUGUGUUGGUGCACUCCGGGGAACGGCCGUUCAAAUGCAAGUACUGUGAGAUGGCGUUCACCACGAACGGCAAUAUGAACAGGCAUUUGAGGACAGCGCACAGAGGCGCCUCGCCUAACAGCUGCACCGACUCCGAGGGUAGCAGCGACUCGGACAAAUCAUCCAGGCAGCGACAUCUCGAGGAAUACAACAACAACGAGAUUACAAAAAGAAACUCGCCAAAUAUAGGGGACAAACGGGACGAGGAACAGACCUCGUCGUUAACUGGAAAGAGAAAGUGCCCUAACUAUGUGAGCGACAGCGAAACACAAAAGAGGCACAAGAUUCUUCUAAAUAGCUCGAGAAGCGAGAUGAAAUCGAGACCGGACGACAACCAGAAUAUUUACAAUUGUCCAGUAUGCGGGCGACAAGAUUUUGCCACUAGCGCCCUCUUAGAAGCGCAUCUGGAACGAAGUCAUCCAGAAUUCCCGGCGAAAUGCGACACGUGCAACUUGUCGUUCAAAAACCACAGAGUACUGAAUCUGCAUCGGUUCAUGAUACAUUUCGCGGAACACUCGAUGGGAAAUACCGCGAGAAAUCUGAGAAACUCGAUAGUAGGUUUCAACGAUUUAACGUUCGUUGAUUUCUCAUCCGAUAAGUUCCCAGCAAUAGCAAGAGCUGUCUGCGAACAAUCGCUUCACCGGCCAGCUUCUGGCGAGGUAGCCAAAUUCCAAUGCUCCAAAUGUCUGCGAGCAUUCCCUUGUAGAUCCGCGUUGGACGCCCACGAAACUGACUGCGGCACGAUGAAUUUGCAAAGCAGGACAGCCGACGAUAGCCAAUCGAGAAGAGACGAUUUCUUCGCUGGCUUGGAUCUUCAAAACAAGGCUGCUUUGAGGGAAGCGAAGGAAGGCAAAGAUCUUGCCGAUAUCCAGAGUAUCAUAUCUGUCACAUCUGGACCUAUCUUACAGAGUUUUCGAUCAGACACCAGUACACCCGAGAACAACAUCAAAUUUAAUACCAGUGUAAAUUCUUCUGGUAGUUCAAGUACGUAUUGCGCAGAGUACCACGAGGAGGAAGCUCAAGACGCGUUUUCUGCGGAGUUUAGAAAAAUGAAAUUGAAAGGGGAGUUCCCUUGCAGGCUCUGUUCCUCGAUAUUUCCUAAUCUAAGAGCCCUAAAAGGUCACAACAGGGCGCACAUGGGCGUGGGACCUGGCAUGCCAUAUCCUUGUAAUAUGUGCCCUUAUACCAGCACUGAUAAAGCGACUCUGGUGAGGCAUCUGAGGUCUCACAAUGGCGACAGACCUUACGAAUGCUCUCUCUGCAAUUACGCUUUCACAACUAAAGCUAAUUGUGAGCGCCAUGUACGAAACCGACAUGGAAAAUUGACAAGAGAAGACAUUAAGAGCGUUCUCAUCUAUCAUCCAAAUGAAGAUUCUACGAACGAGAACGUGGAACGUGGAAACUCACCCAGAGUUUUGAAAGACGAAGUGAGGAAGAGCCUGGUAUAUCCGCCAGAACGCGAAGAUCUUCACCACCAGGCUCAAAUACAUUAUCCUCCGGUUUCUAUGGAGGUAAGAGGUGAGAUCAGAAUAAUAGAAGAGGCGAAGCUGCAAAAUUCCUCGAUGUCGAUAUACAGCACUAGCCACUUUGAAAAAAAUGAUGCGUUUUCAAGACAUGGUCAGCCUUUGGAGCUGACCCAAAGGAACUCCGAGGAGACAAAACCUGGUCAAGAUGCCAAAUCGGAUUAUUCGAAGUUGGACGACGAUUUGGAGUCGAGAUCAUCCGAGGGUAGCGUAUCUCUAGUCACAGAAACCAAAACAGAUUCGCACCAAAGAAUACAAGCUAGUCCUAUGAAUUUAAAGAAAGGUCUCAACAUAUCGGAAAACAUAGGCGAAGACGGUCCGUUGGACCUUUCCAUGGACGUACUGGAUCUCAGCAAGAAGUCGAAGGAGAAGGAGAACGAUAACUUCGCCGCGGCUCACGAACAAUUUGGAAAAAACCAAAAAGAUUUGUACAGUGCUACCAGUCAAUUAUUGUUGACCGAGGCUUUGUUGAAGGCUGGCCAGGGUAGCUCUCAACCUACAUCUCUGGAAGCUCUGUACGCUAACGCGAUCUACAGAAACUUCAGUACAUUCCCUGGUAGCGUAGGAGCUGGAAUAUUGCCACCGUACAUGUUCAAUCCUCAUGUCUUUGGCCAGGAUUUCUCUAUGAAGGAAAGAUUACAGAAGGAAUUGGUCAGAGGUCUACAGUUGACAAGUGGAGGUACUUUGGUGGAGCCACCCAUAGGUAGCGCGGGAUUUACCACCUUUUCUCAAAAUAGAGACAUGAAUUCCCAGUCUCAUUCAACAACCGACCAAAGUGAAUAUGCCAAAUUAAUAUCUUCUAAGAUGGCCAACAAGAGUCUGACAACCCGCGAUAAACCGGACAAUCUGCCCUCGUCCAAUUCUGUGAAGAUGGUGAUCAAAAAUGGAGUCCUGAUGCCUAAACAAAAGCAACGAAGGUACAGAACCGAGAGGCCUUUUACCUGUGAACAUUGCUCAGCGAGAUUUACCUUGAGGAGCAAUAUGGAAAGGCAUAUUAAACAACAACAUCCUCAGCACUGGAGCCAGCGACCUAGAGGAGGUCACUCGACAAGAGGAAGACCACCUUCCAGCCAUCCUACGCUGAUUCAAAAUCUUGGACAGGCAACUACUCAAGGCAGUCAAUCGUAUAACAACAUCCUGCCAAAAGUGGAACAGUCGACGAAUCCGGAAUUUACGAGGCAUUCUAUCUCCGACCAAGUGAAGUACGCUAUCCUGGCACAGCAAUUAAAGGCAAACAAAAUGGAAGACAAUGACUCUGAAGAAGAACUGGUCAUAGACGAAGGGCCACAGGAGAAAGAAAAUCAAGAAUCUCAGGAUCAAAGGGAGAAGAGUCUGUUGAGAGGACAAUUGGAAGCUACAGAAUCUACGAAAGAAACUGUAGUAAAAGAAGAACCUAUGGAAUGUUCAAACGAUGGCCCAAAUGAGACAAAUGUUGAGCUGGAGAAAAACGAACAAACUGUUACUGAACAACAGAAAAAAUCUAACACGGAGAAGACUAUUGUCACGGAAAAUUCGGUUGAAAAGAAUCCUGACAGAGUGCUGAAAACGGAAUCAGUUAAUAUGAACAACGUGAAGAUGGAGGAUGGAGCACCCGAUCUUGCUAGCGUGUCAGAACUGUUAGACAAUGCCUCCCAACAAUACCAGCAGUUUCAACCCCAGUAUUUAAGCGAUGAAGAAGGACUAGUAGCAUCGAACAGUGAUUGCAAUAAUUCUGGCAGUGAUGAGAAAUCCGACUCUGUAAAUUCAUCACAUUCGACGAACGCGUCGAAAAAAAAGAAGAAGAAGAAGAAAAAAAAGAAGAAAUCAGCAUAUUCAAUGGCCCCGAACAGAGUAAUCUGUCCAUACUGUGAACGACCAUUUCCAUGGACCUCGUCUCUCAGACGACAUAUUUUGACACACACUGGACAGAAACCUUAUCAAUGCGUUCACUGUUCAUUGCUAUUCACAACAAAAUCCAACUGCGACCGUCAUCUGCUCCGAAAACAUAAAGCAAAUCCGAACAAGAUGCGUAGAGUAAGAAACUCUUCUUCUCCAGAUACUCAAGCGGUCAUCAACAAUAGUAACUCGUUCUCCAUGAGGAACGUUCCUGAAAGACCCUACAAGUGCAAUCAGUGUCCCAGCUCAACAUUUUCGACGUUGGGUAACCUAAAGAAACAUCGUUCCACUAAACACGCUCGGAAAAUGAAGACCAGGUCGGACACUCCAUCCAGUGAACCUCAAACCAGCCCACAAGAGUGUCCAAAGCCGAAUAACGAACAAACUGAUUAUGAUAGUCAGUCUUCGAGCGUGUCUGAAGGGAUAGAAACUUCUUCGAUGCCAGGGCUUACUAAAUCGAAUUCUAACGCUUCACAAUUGGCGAACGAAACAGCUAGGUCAAGGAGACCUUCGCCGAGAUCAUCACCUGGGCCCAGUGAUGUGCCUUUUAAGUGCCACUUGUGCGAUUGUGGUUUCGCAGAACGACACGACUGCCUCGAACACAUCAAAAUGAACCACAAAAAAUCCUACGAAAUGUUAGUGGCGAAAGGGGCACUGGACAUGGACAUCGACGCGGUUGAAGACCAACAACAGCCACCGCCCCAACACCAUACCAGCGACGGAGAAGAAAAACGGGGACGUUUCCCAGACUAUAGUAACAGAAAGGUUGUAUGUGCAUUCUGUAUGAGGCGGUUCUGGUCUGCAGAGGAUCUCCGGCGCCAUAUGAGAACACACACCGGAGAACGACCUUUCUCCUGCGAUAUAUGCUGCAGAAGAUUCACCUUGAAACAUAGUAUGCUGCGGCACAGAAAGAAGCACGAGUCCAUUGAUUCUACCAUGUAUGUUGGUACAAGCGGAGAUGAAGAAAAUUCACCUGCACAGCCACCUACUAUCACACCGCGAAGUCAACAACAACAACAAAUUCUGGUGACAGCCAACAACGGAAAUUCCCGUAUUCAAGACAGAAUCUCUUUACCAACUGUUACUCCAGUCGCGACCGGUGACGCAGCCCCGAGUGGAUUAAUAAGAUUCAAUCCAUACGAGAAAUUAACCACUCUGACAGGAAAAUUGGCCAGUAUUCCAUCAAACGCAAAUCCAGAUGCAGAGAGCACGGAUAAUGAUUUGAUCUCGAACCUGCUGGGAAUAAGAGACAAGAGUUUCAUCGACAGAGUAUUACAGGCAUCCGCUGAUGACGCCGCCAAGCUAUUAGGAGUAAAGCGUAGCCAUGAGUGAAAUAGAUUCAGCUGUUGCUUUUUUUGGACAUUUCACGAUCGUGCCUUAGGUUCCUCCCCCAUUUACGUGUACGAAAGUCAAUCGAUAAGUUGAUCUUUGUAUAAUAGAGAUAGUAUAAGUAGGUACUUAUUGAAGAAACAAAAGUGUGCAUGAAUGUUAAUAAGUAUGAUAAAUUGAUAAAUAUUGUUAAAAAUUAAGUUUUGAUUUUCUUUUAGCCCUUUUUUAUUGUUAUUUACUUGAUAGUUAAUUUAAUUAACAAAAAUUUGUUGAAAAAAUGAAGAAAUACAACAAUAUAUCAGUGUUUUUUAUAUAGCAAUAAUUAUUGUAGUAAUUCAUUUUUGCGUGACUGUGAAAGAAUUGUAUAGCCAUUUCUUACUCGUCUAUAUGUUACAAUUCACUCGAUACAUUUAUGGUUUUAUAAGACUUGUAAACAAUUCGAGUGAAUUGAACAUCAUUUCAAAUAAAUGCACUCUCCAUUAUUGGUUAUUUUUAUUGAACAUCAGACUAAUUGUUUAAAAUAUCAUCUUACAAAAUAUUCACUGUGUUCCCGAAGAAGAAAUUUAGCAAUAUACAAGAACUUUUAUCUUCAUUUCAUACAUUUUUAUAAUUUGACGUGGAUAAAUUUCUUCUUUCUUUAAUAAACAUCAGUCGUUUGAUGAUAUUUUUAAACUAUAACAGACGUCAGCGAUGUCAAUAAAAAUAUACACUUGGAAUUGAAAUUAAAUUUAUGAUUAUAUUGUAGAUGAAUUUAACAAUAUAACAUGAAUUUAACAAUAUUGUAGAUGAUUUUUAACAACAUAAGCGAAUUAAGAGCCUAUGUCAAUAAAAUUUCAUCAAGUUGUCAUGUUUUGUUCGAGACAAGAGAAAUGUUUACAUUGACUACAAGAACUCAAAGCCACUUUCGCUUAUACGAGCAAUGCCAGCGAUCGCCGAAUUGUUUUUUCUUCGUCAAUUAAGUGCCUACUUUCCUAUCUUUUUUUCUAUCUUCUCUUUCCUCUAAUCUCUCGCGCCCACACGAAACACGGGCUAAAAUAUUUCCGCGUAUCUCUCUUUAUUAUGUACAUAUUAUAACCACAAAUACGUGUGAAUCACACGUUUCUAAUAAGCUUACACGUUUCUCUAAGAGCUAGCGUUGUACAUUAAAAAGGCACGAUUAAGCUUUGUCAAUACAAAGCGGUGUCGAAACAAAAGAUUUAUGCCCCUGGUCAGGAAUGGAACAAGAGAACGUCACGGAGCAUAUAUUUAGUCGAUGACUUUCUCUUGAUUAAUCGAGCGAGCCGUACUAAAACCCAAAGAUACAUUUUACACAACGAAUUAAGUUAGCCAUAUAUUACGUACUUCUAUUUAUUGUUUGUCACGUACCUAAAACCGAGAUUCACUAAAUGGAAAAUUUUCCGUGUCAGCGAUGUACUUGUUUCUUGCUGAAGAAAAAGGUGUCUCGAAACGCGAAUCGAAAACUGAGACAACCGAAAGAGAUUGAAAAGUCGCAUUCGAUUUAUUGAUCGUAGAGUCCGGACCGCGAAGCUCAGUCGGUAAGAUAGCAUACAUUCUUUUCGGUAAACGUCAUGCAAGUCGAAGAACGCGAUUCAAUAAUAUGCAAGUAGAGCAAUAUAGAAAGAAAGUUUAUCAUAUAUAAUUAUAUAAAUAAAUAAAUAAAUAUAUAUAUAUAUAUGUAAUAAUCGAUUUCUAUUCCGUCGGAUAAAUGAUUACUGUACAUAGAUAGUCUAACUAAAAAUUUCAUUCCUCGUUCAUUCGAGUCCUUUAGGAACCGAGAGGACAAUAUUUUAAAAAAGAUGCAAUUAUACCAAAUAGUCGGCUUCGAUUCUGAUGUUGGUUAUCGGCCUUCUCGGUGAACACCAGAAAUACAAGUCGAACCAAUCGAUAAAACAUUUGUAUCUUCUAAUCGUAAUAUUUCUUUUCUUCUUCCUCUUCUAUUUUCUUUCCACGGCGUUCUGCUUCUGAUAUAAUUUUCCAUUGUUGCCUUUUGUCAUUCACUAUAUGAUCUCUUUUAUGCGACACGAAUACAUUCCAUCAGAUACAACAGGUUUAUACUUCCUCCUUAUCUUCUUUCUCUUCCUUUCCUAUCAAUCUUCAUUUUUGUCUUUCUCUCUCUUUCCCUUUUUAAAGCUCACCGUAUUUAUCCUUCUUUAGCGAGAAUAGCUGCUUGCGAAUCGAUGUCUGCGCUCGUCGAAAGUCGACCAUUUGCAAACUUAUUCGGGGUGUUUUCCGUUUCCUUUCAAAUUCCGUCAAUAACACUUAGAUUCUUCUUCCACACAUAUGUUAUAUGUGUAUUGCGUGAACGUGUAUAGUUUGAAGAUCUUAUUCCACAAAUUAUAGAUUUCGAUGAAAAAAAUCUUAAGAUCCAUUAAUAAUUUCGUUCACGCAGUACAUGUAUAGAAAAGAAGACUUCUCUGCUUUGACUAUUGAUACGUAGCAACUCGUGACAUGUCGAUUUUCGAGGAAUGCCCUCUUCGACUAAAUAUAAAUGGGAUAAUCGCUAUGCUAAUGUUAAGGUUAAAGAUGUCAACGGUUAUGAUUUAAACAUAGAUAUGUCCAAUAGGAAUUAACAAAUUCCCAAGUACAUACAUACGGAUAUAUAAACUAUAAAUAUGUAAAUAUAGAGAUAUUGAAAAUAUUAGUAUCUAUGCUCGAAGCAUAUUAUCGAAUUAUCGAUAAAAGAAUCUGUGAAAGCUUGUAUAAUUAUUACCGUAAUGUAUAUUUAUUACAAAAUAUUGGAAUAUUUUUUUUAUUAAUAUUACGAAAAUCAAAACGUAACGUUAGCUUUUGUGCUUUGUAGUCACGGAAAACAGCCCCAGUAAUUUCGCUCUGAAUCGGUGUUUCUUUGUUAAUAUAAGAAAAAUCUUUUAAUACAUUCAAAGAUAUAAUAUAAAACAAUUCCUCAAGAAGAAUUAUUAUUAUUUGUUAAUUUUAAUUUUAUUUUAUAUAAUGUUAUUGACGAAACGAUUUGCAUCGUUAAUGUUUUCGAACAUGCGGUUUCAUAUAAUCUCAUGUAUGUAUAUGAAUUCAAUAUUAUUUGGAAAAUGUUUGAAACAAUAAAAAAGAAAAAUGCUAGUGCAAAAAAGGACUAGUCGAGAUAAAAAAAACGGGAGACGCUGUUUCAGAUCCCAAAAAUGUUUCCACGUCGAUGUAGCGCAGCGCAACGUGACGGUGAAGUCUACGUAAAAAAAAAUAUAAAAUAUGUAAACGAAAAAGAUCUAUUUAUUAAAGAGGCGAAAUGUAUUUAAAUCUUUGGAGUGAUGUUUUUUCUUAAUUGGUUUAAAAAGAAUUAUGCUAUAAAGUAAUUAUUGUAGCGCACGUGUAAGUACAUGAUUAUCUUGUAUCCUUGUUUAAACUUUGCUUAUGAAUAAGAAUAUACCAUAUCAAGAUGAAAAAUUAAA